AUGUCAUCAUCGCUGUCAACACCAUCUUCGUCUUCUUCUUUGUUAGAUCUACCGUGGGAAGUAAUUUAUGUAAUUUUUCAAUAUCUUAACAAAGAAGAUAUUGCUUAUGCAUUCUUUGGUUUAAAUCAAUGUUAUAGAUCAGCUGUAAAAUAUUUUAUCGGUCAAGAACUUAAUUUAGCAAAUGUUAAUGAUGAAAAUACUUUCGGAUUUUGCUUAUCAACUCUUUUACCAUGUAUUGGAUUUAAUCUUCGAUAUUUAUCAAUUGGUUAUCCGCAUGCAUUAUCAAAAUAUAUAAAAUAUAUUCAAAAUUAUUGUCCAAAUUUAGAUAUACUUAAUAUUUACUGUUAUUCAAAUAUCGAAGAUAUACGUUGUUAUGCAGCACAUUUAAUACAUCGCCAAUUAAUAUCAUUCACUUUGGUGUACAAUAAUAAGAUCGUUGGUGAAGAAUUAAGUAUUCGUUUAACUAAUAAAUGUGAAAAUGAAAAAUACCGUGCUGUACCAUCAACAUCUUUUCUUAUUUUUAAUCUAUCAUCAAUGAAUGAUUUGAUUUUAUUGAAAAGAUUUUCUGAAAGUAGUUACUUGCCAGAUGGUCUUUAUAUGAUUGAAUGUUUAUCAACAGGCGAUUGGUUUACAGAUGGUAAAGAUGAUUUAUGUGCAAUGUCAAAAAAACUUCAUUGGGACAGUAUCUUUUCUAUAAAACAAAUAGACAGCGAUCGAUGUUCUCAAGAAUAUGAAUUAUAUAAUGAAGGCACGCAACGUCGAUUAACAGUUUUAAUAUUGUACGAAGACGAAGGAGAACGUUGGAUAUCUUCAUCAAUUCUUUCAACACAUCGAAAAGAAUCUUCACGAUCGUGCUCACGGUUUACGUUCGAAAGAGUUGCUAACGAUAAUCAGUUUUACAUUCGACCAUGUUAUACUAAUGCUAAACGACUCCAAGUAUCUGGCAAACGAAUUAUUGUCUCUCUCUGUGAUAAUCAAAAUACACUGGGUCACCGUUUUAAACUUAAUCAUAUUUCAUGA
Messenger RNA from Rotaria socialis, 1020 nucleotides. The record is from the annotation of a GenBank genome assembly. NCBI's taxonomy places the organism in Eukaryota, Metazoa, Rotifera, Eurotatoria, Philodinida, Philodinidae.